AUGUCAUCUACACAGAAUUCAUGGAAAUCGAUGAAAUCAGAAGGUGCAAUACUCACACGUCUUCUUCACUCUCCAUCCAAUUAUCUUCACCAUCAAGUGGUUGAUAAUGAUGAAAUUGUGAUUGUUCAGCCUACAGAUCGAGAAGAAGAUGGUCGAAGGGGAGAAGAAGAAGAGGAGAGAGAGAAACAGACGUCAAUCACAAUCGAAGUAGGAGAAGAUGUUGGGGAGGAGUUGACCGAUGAAGAUGGUGAAAUGAUAACAAUUCAACCCUCACCCUCGAUAUCUUCUACAAAUUCCACUUCGACAUCACAUCUAGUCAAUACACUUGUCAAUUCUACGUUGAAUGAAAUUCCUGUCAGAUUCCUGACGACACAGUCAUCUUCUAAGCCUGUUAAUAUCCUACCAGUGAAUGAUACUUCACAAACUUUAUCAACAAGUACACGAGGACGUGGUGCUCCACCUCCAAGUCUAUCAUUCCGACCGAUAUUACCAGCUGAGAGUACCCGCUCAACAAGUCUACGAAAUCCAUGUAUUGUCUCCAACUCCACUUUACCCACACUUUGGUUACGUUCAUCUGACACGAAUACGACAAUCGGUAUUACCGUUCCAGGAGGUGUGCGUAGUCAUACUGACCUGACGAGUGUUCUAGCUCAGAGUGCAGCUGUAAUGAAUUGUUCAACGAGGAAUAUUAUUAAUCGAUCUCCUGGAGCUAUAUGCUGCACACCAUCUGUCCCUGAGAAUACCACAGACGAUAACAGUGGGAAUAAUGCCAUCAAUAAUACUGCCCCUGGUAUUAUUAGCUGUGAUAGCAAUAGUAGUGGUAGUAGUGGUGUUUGUGUUGAUGGUGGUAUAAAAAUUCCUACGACUUCAGUAUUACCGAAUUUAUCACGUGAAUCAUCAGGUGGCGAUUAUUUAAUUCUCGAUGUCAAUACUAACACACAACAAACACUGAAUGGAAUUCCCCAUCCUGGAGCUUCAUUCAAUACAAAAUCUGUGAAUGAGCUGCACAGAUAUCAGUGUGCAUAUCCUGACUGUGUUGAAGUCUACUCAAAUGUGCAUAGACAGAAAGAAUCUGUUGAAUGGGAUAAUGGUAAAAGACGGUAUGUUUGCAGAGAGCGUGAUUGUGGUGCCGCAUUUGUUCGAUUCUAUGUGGCAAAACUCCAUGCGUUAACUCAUAGAGUUGAUCGUAAAAUUUCCACACGACUCUCAGAAUAUACUGUAUAUGUGCAGCAUCUUAUGAAUGAAGAAUUCUGGUGUGGGUGGUGA
This is a messenger RNA of Trichobilharzia regenti, 1266 nucleotides long. The record is from the annotation of a GenBank genome assembly. Lineage: Eukaryota; Metazoa; Platyhelminthes; Trematoda; Strigeidida; Schistosomatidae.